CUCACGAGCCUGCCUAUCAGCGGAAGAGCGCAUGCACUGCGUUCAUCCGACUCCAUGAUACUACCAGCUUCCUCGCGUCGAUCACUUCUGAGCCUGCACCGACAGCAAGAGAAUGCAGCGUACAAUUGACUCUAUUCAUGACGAUUCAGAUAUAUAGAGCAAUUCCCGCUGUAGCCAUCGCUGCGACCGCCGAAGUUUUGGCAUCUGCACCAUCUCGGUAUGAUCCUGUAGGAAGGCAUUGGCUUCUAGCAACCAGAACACUGUAUGCAUCUGAAGGGUUAUCGUGGUUGAAUUUCCUAUCCUGCACAGUCUGUGCGGCAGUACUUCGUAGACAAGCGUUUGAUCAUCUGUCAGGAGCUUCUUGAAGGAAGAUAUUCAGCUAGUGGCACGUUACUUGAAUGUUGGCAAAGUGGCUAAGUCUUUCGACAAUGUAUUACUGCAGCCUCAAGUACCAA
Molecule: messenger RNA, 455 nt
Organism: Dothidotthia symphoricarpi CBS 119687
Lineage: Eukaryota; Fungi; Ascomycota; Dothideomycetes; Pleosporales; Dothidotthiaceae
Exons: 1
Coding region: 138-365 (75 amino acids)
Source: RefSeq, a predicted model, not a curated record